GAUUAUUAUAAAUUACAAAUCUCCUCCUUCACUCCAUCACUCCACCACCCACACCCACACCCACUGCACACAUUAUUUGUCCUCUCUAUCUCUCUCUACUCUGUAGGGUUUCACUCUCUAUCUUUUAAUAAUCCAACUUACUCAGUCAUACACGUGCCUCUGGGGACUCUCCCUUACCUUCAUUUACACUACCCUUUGACCUCUCUCUCUCUCUCUCUCUCCAACAACAUCAAGAAAGAUAUAGCAGCUUAGAUUUUUCAUGGAAGGCUUACCGGAAGACGCCGGAGAUGGCAGCAUGCUCUGCACCGAGCAUCCAUUCAAGAACAACACACCGGCAGGGGGUAUAUGCGCCUUUUGUCUUCAAGAAAAGCUCGGGAAGUUGGUGUCUUCUUCUUUUCCGAUAGCCGUUUUUCCUUCGUCUUCGUCUUCUUCUCCGUCGUUCAGAUCUGACAUUGGUGGUGGUGGCGGGAGCGCCACCACCGUCGUCCCACCACGGUUGACAAACCAGACUUCCUUAUUGGUUUCAAAUACUCAAAUCACCCCGAGUAACACCACGAAUGAGUGUCACUAUCAUCAGUAUUAUUCUAAUCGAUCAAGGAUACUUUAUUUGCUUAGUCAAAAGAAGAAGAAAAAGAAAGAUCUUAACAUUAUUGUCGACGGCGGCGGCGGACAUGGCCACGAUCGGAACAAAAAUCUUAUGUUUAAGAGAAGCAAGUCGACGGCCACGCCUAGGCGUGGCGGGGGGAUGCAUUUCAUGGAUGCAGAUAAUGUCGACGGUUUUAACAGCCCUCAUAAACGUGGGUUUUGGUCGUUUUUGUACUUGCAGAAACACUCUCAUUCUUCUUCAUCAACCAGGAAAAAUAUCAGAGACAUUUCUUCGAACAGUAUGGGUGCGUCGGCAUCGGCGGUUGGUUCUUUCCCUCAAGUCCAAAGAUCUCGUCAAGAUAAAGAUACAAUAGUGGUGGAAGAGAAUGAGAGUCCUUGUCACGCUUCGUUUGACCGAAAGGUGUCCAGAUCCAGAUCCGUCGGGUGCGGCAGCAGGAGCUUUUCCGGCGACUUCUUCGAGCGGAUCUCGACGGGAUUCGGCGACUGCACGCUCCGCCGCGUGGAGUCGCAACGCGAAGGCAAGUCGAAAGUCUCCGGCAUGCGCGGCAACGGGGGCCAAGAUUGCAUCAAGGAAAGAGUCAGGUGCGGUGGUUUAUUUAGUGGGUUUAUGAUUACUUCAUCAUCAUCUUCUUCUUCCUCAUCCUCUUACUGGGUGGCUUCAAACCCAAAUGAAGGCACCACCGCUGGUAAUGUCAAUGCAGCCGGAAAAAUGACUUCAACAGGCGGAGCCGGAGCCGGAGCAGGGCAGAACCAACAGCAUUCUCAUGGCCGGAGCAAGAGCUGGGGAUGGGCGUUGGCAAGCCCGAUGAGAGCAUUCAGUAAGCCAUCUUCAACCAAAAGAGAAGCUUCAAACAAGAAUCAAACUCCAAAUUUGGCUGCAAUUCCUUCCUUGUUGUCAGUGAGAAGCUAAAGAUUUGAUCAAGUUUCAACUUCAACUUCAUUUUCUCAUUUAAAUUAAUUUUUAUUGGUUUUUUUCCUAUUAAACAUGAGAUAGGAAAAAGAUCAAGAAAAAUAAGGUAAAUGGGAAAUGAAAAUAAUAAGAUGUAGGUGAAAUUACCAUUAAUUAUAAUAUAAUACCCUUUUUAUUGAGUAAGUAUACAUUUUAUUUAGUGAGUAUUGGUAAAUUUGUUCUUUUUGGUUUUCAUGCCAAUGUUUGUUAAUGGAUUGGUGUUGAUUUUGUAUUUUUGUUAUUAUAAUAUGAUCAUGAUUGUUUUGUAUGA
Lactuca sativa (garden lettuce) is the source of this 1826-nucleotide messenger RNA. RefSeq names its product vitellogenin-like protein. NCBI's taxonomy places the organism in Eukaryota, Viridiplantae, Streptophyta, Magnoliopsida, Asterales, Asteraceae. The record is from RefSeq and is a predicted model, not a curated record.